AUGAACGAAAGGCCAGAGUCAAACUUCACUUUUACUGAUGGUGAUAACUGGACCUUUCCCAAUGCCUCAAGGGACCACGCCAUACCAAGAAACAAUAUCACUUAUGUCGGAUAUUACCUGCAUCAGCCGACUACCGCGGUGGUGUUCAUCGUGUCCUACUUGCUCAUCUUCCUGGUGUGCAUGGUUGGCAAUGGAGUUGUUUGCUUUAUAGUGCUAAGGAGUAGGAACAUGCGCACCGUCACCAAUCUUUUCAUCCUUAACCUCGCCAUCAGUGACCUCCUCGUUGGGAUUUUCUGUAUGCCAACCACACUGCUGGACAACAUCAUUACAGGAUGGCCAUUUGGAAGCCUGGUGUGCAAAAUGAGCGGCAUGGUCCAAGGCAUAUCUGUAUCGGCAUCUGUCUUCACCCUGGUGGCCAUCGCAGUGGACAGGUUUAGAUGCAUUGUGUACCCCUUCAAGCAGAAGCUGACGAUACCUACAGCCACCCUCAUCAUCAUCGUCAUCUGGGUUUUGGCCAUAUCCAUCAUGUGCCCGUCAGGCGUCAUGCUGCAGGUGACCAAAGAGCAGACCAUCCGGAUAUACCUUGGGGAUGGCAACCGGACCAGCCCGUUCUACUGGUGCCGUGAGAACUGGCCCAACCAGGAGAUGAGGAAGAUCUACACCACGGUCCUCUUUGCCAACAUCUACCUCGCGCCACUAUCGCUCAUCGUGAUCAUGUACGCGCGGAUCGGCAUCACCCUCUUCAAGACGUCCGUGCCGGGGACGACCGGGGACAAGCCUGGCGCCGGGCACGACAACCGCCACACGGUGUCCAAAAAGAAGCAGCGGGUCAUCAAGAUGCUCCUGGUGGUGGCGCUGCUGUUCGUCCUCUCCUGGCUGCCCCUGUGGACGCUCAUGAUGCUGACGGACUACGCCAGCCUGUCCGAGUACCAGUACCGGGUCAUCAACAUAUACAUCUACCCGUUCGCCCACUGGCUGGCGUUCUUCAACAGCAGCGUCAACCCCAUCAUCUACGGCUUCUUCAACGAGAACUUCCGACGCGGCUUCCAGGCCGUGUUCAAGUUCCAGCUGUGCGCGGGCGGCCGCGGCGGCGGCAGAGGAGGUGGCGGAGGUGGCGCCAGCGGUGGCGGCGGGCACCGGCGCAGGACGUACUCGCACCGUUUCCAGGGCAACUCGGUGCUGCCGGCCAACCCGCAGCCGUCCACCGAGCCCAUCUCGCUCAACAGCCUGGAGAACACCAGCUCGCGGCGGGCCAACCAGGUCAACGAGCAGGACUUAAUCAUGGAGGACCUGGAGAAGGCCUCCCAGAGCAGCGACGGGAAGGAAGGGGCGUCCCUCUGAGACCGCAAAAACACAAACGUCCAGGCAUGCUCAGCCCAAACAUA
Sardina pilchardus (European sardine) is the source of this 1385-nucleotide messenger RNA. It is a transcript of the gene npffr2a, whose product is annotated as neuropeptide FF receptor 2a. Gene Ontology annotation, molecular function: neuropeptide receptor activity; peptide binding; opioid receptor binding. Lineage: Eukaryota; Metazoa; Chordata; Actinopteri; Clupeiformes; Clupeidae. The transcript has 3 exons. Gene Ontology annotation, cellular component: plasma membrane. The record is from RefSeq and is a predicted model, not a curated record. Gene Ontology annotation, biological process: regulation of MAPK cascade; cellular response to hormone stimulus; regulation of cAMP-dependent protein kinase activity. The coding region runs from base 1 to 1341 and encodes 446 amino acids.